CACAUCAUUGAAAUGCUCCGUGUCGUGUUCUUGACGAGCACGCUUCUUGCGUUCUCUGCGGCUCGUAUUUACGAGCGUUGCGAGCUCGCCCGCGAUCUCAUUCAACUCGGAAUUAGUAAGGACCAGCUUGCCACGUGGGUGUGUAUCGCUUUCCACGAGUCCCGCUUCGAUACAGCGGCUCGUAACCCUUACAGUGGUGAUCAUGGAUUGUUGCAAAUAAGUGAACUGUAUUGGUGUGGUGCGGGGAAGGCUUGUGGUGUUCCGUGCUCGGCGUUUCGGGACGAGGACAUAUCUAACGACGUAGAAUGUGCGUUACGGAUCUACGAAGAACAUACGCGGCUGCAAGGAAACGGAUUUCUCGCUUGGGUGGUGUACCCCCAACACUGUAAGCACAAUGCUAAAAAGUAUCUUGCUGAUUGCGAAGGUUCAUUAAAAGAUGUCUCCCCAUACAAAGUUCAAGGACGAGGCAGGUCUCUCAAAGAUAAUUCACAAAGCCAAAAUAACAAUGAUCUUUACUUUAGAAAAUUUCCAAAUAUUGAUGACUUGAAACCACCGUCUAUAACAAUAAAUCAAUUUUUACCUGGUUUCAAUUCCGGAAAGCACAGCGGUGAUAAGUUUGACUUUACUAAGUUUGAAAUCAAACCUGAAAAUGAUGGAGGAAAAUUAAAUAAAAAGUUUCAAAUUAACGUUGGAAAUAUAAACAAAAUAAAUGACAACAUGAACCCAUUCCCUUGGUUAAAUUCAAAUUUGCUUAAAUAUGAUACAGUUAAGAUAUCAAAUGAGAAAAUAAAGAAUAUAGAUGAUCUUAAGCCACCUGUGUUCUUUAAGACAGCGUCACGUGAAUCUGAAAGAAUAAACUAUAAUAUACCUACAAGUACUCUACGAACAACUACAGCAAGUACUAAAGCAAGUGUAACAGUUGAUCCAGAACUAAUAGGUAUUAAGCCGCCAAACCCUCGAAGAUUAGAAACAAAUCAAUUCCGUCGUCGUAAAUUAAUCGACAUUAAUAAUAGUAACUUAACUAUGGACCAAACAGAUAAAACUAAAAAAACUGUAAGAAUAGAAACCAACGUCGUACCUAUAACGGAACCUACGUCUCCUGUGCGCAUAUCAGCAUCGAAUACAUCCUACACCUUCCGUUCAAAUAACCGUUUGCCAUAUGUCGAACCGCUGGUAAUUGAAAAUACAAAAAACAGCCAAGAAGUCAACUUGGUUACAAAAACUGCCUUAGAUAUUAGUAGUACUCAUGCUCAUGCAACGCCUUAUUCACAGAAUGUGUCACAAAAUAACAUCAUGACAACCGAGAAAAUAUCAUUACAAACUAAAGUACAGUUUCAUAACGAGACUUUGGACACCAAAAAAUAUUUAACAUAUAAUUUUCAAUCUACAGUGACUCCGCGCCUCAGUUCAAACUCGUACGGUAGGAGCAGUUUUAAUGUAACAACUACUAGUACGGAAAAUACACAGAAAAAAGAAUUAGAAAAAGAAGACCUGUAUAAAGAACGGAAUAGGGCACCGCAAAUGAACAGAAGUACGACAAAAGAUGUUCCGGCGAAAACAACUGACAACGAACAAUUGAAAGCAAUGAGAAAUGAAAGUACAAGAAGAAGAUAUACAUUAAGACCUCUUUUUCAAUCGAUUGCCGGAAAUGAAACAUUAAAUCUAAAUAACAGAUUAAAACUUGAAUCUACAAAAAUACCAGAUGGAAUGAAUACAACAACUGUUACUAAAACAAGCACUAAUACCGCGGUAACCUCGACGUUUUCUGAAUCAACAACGAAGUCGACGACACCAGCCACUCGUAUUUACUUAGAUGACGGCGCGACUACAGUACAUAGAAGAUCUACAAUAUCACCCAGCCGGCUAAGCGACGAUAAACAGUUAACAAAGUCACCACUAACUACGACGGUAUCAACGCCGACUACAAAGAAAGCAACACAAUCUAUCUUCGAUCUAUAUCUGAACCCCACCCAGCGACCUCGGAUCACCUAUAAUUUUCCCGUAUUCAAGGAUAGCCCGUUUAAGUUAAAAAUAUUUUCCGGCGGCACAACUACACCAGCGCCUCUCUUUAUUAGAAAUGCAUGAGAUAAUUUUACGAUACUUUAGCGUUCUAAAUGUAAUCGUCUACACUGCCAUAAUAUAAUGUGCUCAAUAUUUCUAGGAUUAAACCAAAAAGCAUUUACAAUUAUUAAAUAUAUUAUAAUCUUUUUUUUUUAAUAAUUAUGACUUAACUUAA
This is a messenger RNA of Leptidea sinapis, 2236 nucleotides long. RefSeq lists its product as uncharacterized. Lineage: Eukaryota; Metazoa; Arthropoda; Insecta; Lepidoptera; Pieridae. The record is from RefSeq and is a predicted model, not a curated record. The transcript has a single exon. The coding region runs from base 13 to 2085 and encodes 690 amino acids.